Molecule: messenger RNA, 1545 nt
Organism: Phytophthora sojae
Lineage: Eukaryota; Oomycota; Peronosporomycetes; Peronosporales; Peronosporaceae
Product: putative G-protein coupled receptor
Exons: 3
Coding region: 1-1545 (514 amino acids)
Cellular component (GO): membrane
Source: RefSeq, a predicted model, not a curated record
AUGUCUGCGGCGACGUCGCUGUCACUGUCGCUGUGGGCGCUGCCAGCGUCGGACACGGCGCUGGCGCUGGGCAGCUGGCUGGUGAUCUUCGUGUUCGCGCGCUUCUUCUUCUCGUGGUGGCUCUUCCGGGACUACGCCGUGCGCAGCGCCGCCACGCCGCUGCUGUUCGCGGCGUCGCUGACCUUCUCGCUAUCGAUCUUCCAGAUGGUCCUGUUCGAGGUCACGGACGUGAUGCGCGUGGGCAGCCGCCAGUGGGUCUGGCGCAUGGACCUCAUCGCCAUGACGUACCUGGUGGUGCUGGUGCUGCCGCUGUCGCUGUUCUACGCCAUGGCCAGGGAGUACGGCGUGGCCCGACGACAAGCGGCCAUCUCGGCGAGUGCAAUGCUGUUGGUGUACCUCUACGGCUUCUGGAGACUCGGAGGAGUGUUGGAACAGGACCUGCCGAAACAAUCCGUGGAAGAGAAAAAGGAGCUCUGGAAGACGAGAUAUGAGGAUUGUUGUCAUUUAGGUGCUGAUACUGCGGUGUACUUGUCGUUGCUAGCGUUGUUCUCUAUCAGGAACUUUGUGAGUCGAGUGAGCUUGCUGGGGGUCGUGUUCAUGGCGUUGCUGUCGGGCUUUGGUGCUGUGAACUGUCCGUACGAGUACAUGACGUUCUUCUGGCGGCGUGUGGCGGAAGAGGACAUUGAGUUUCUUGAGAAGAGGCUGCGGCAUAAUCUGGAGAUGCUUUUUGCCAAGAAGAAGAGGCUCACAUUGGAGUUACGGGCGUCAGCUCGACGCCAGGACGAGGCCAUUGCAGGCGGAGGCAAGAAGGGGUCGAUCUUCUCCAGGGCGUUCGGCUUCUUCUCGUCUGCGAAGGACGACACGACGUACAUCAAGGGACUCGAGGCGGAGAUCUUGACGCUGGAGAGUCUCGGUCGGGAGUUGUUCCUGGAGGUGAAUGACUUACGAGAUGUGCAGGAACGAUCGCUUCGGGCGCGUACGUUGCGCGGGCGUGUCUUCAACUUCUUCGGCUAUGUCAUGUCGGCGUUCUGCAUGUACAAGAUGGUCAUGAGCACGGUGAACGUUGUAUUUCGACGGAAUCGGGACAAGGACCCCAUCACGGAUGCUGUGGAGAAGCUGCUGUACAUUUGGCCAUCGCUGGCGGAGCAACUCAACAUCCGCUUCGUGUCGGAGGUCGCCUCGCUUGGCUUCGUGGGCAUUCUCGUGUUCACCCAGACCCGAGGCUUCUUGGUGACACUGUUGAAGUUCUUCCGUGCCUAUUCCAGCACAGUGUCCUCGAACAGCGUCGUGCUCUGGUUGGCGCACCUCAUGGGCAUGUACUUUGUUUCGUCCUUCGUGCUGAUGCGCAUGAAUCUCAGCCCGCUGCAUCGCCAACGAAUCGACGAGGUGCUGGGCGAGAUUGAGUUCAACGUGUUCCACCGUUAUUUCGACAUGAUGUUUGUGGUAAGCGCCUCUUGCAGCCUCGGUGUUUUGGCACUGACCAAGUUUUCGAAGGCGUCGCGCACAGCCAACAACGACUACGGCGUUCAUGAUAAAUUCCCAUGA